Ictalurus punctatus (channel catfish) is the source of this 5873-nucleotide messenger RNA. RefSeq names its product pleckstrin homology domain-containing family G member 4B (gene quoa). Gene Ontology annotation, molecular function: guanyl-nucleotide exchange factor activity. The record is from RefSeq and is a predicted model, not a curated record. The transcript has 22 exons. Lineage: Eukaryota; Metazoa; Chordata; Actinopteri; Siluriformes; Ictaluridae. The coding region runs from base 18 to 5414 and encodes 1798 amino acids.
AGGGAGAUUUGGGCUAAAUGUCUUUCCUCCGAACUCCUUGCUAUCUCCCUCGUUCGGUUUCUCACGUGCUCGUCGGUCGGUUUACGUUAUGCUCUCCAGAAGUCAGAGCAGAGAAACAUUACUGCUGGAGACAGACGAGGAGAGAGAGACAGACGAGGAGAGACAGAGAGAGAGUCGAGCUCUGUGCUGCUGCUUGCUUUCGUCAGAAUGAGGGAAAUUAUGGUGUUUCCAUGUACAGGACCAGUGAAGACAGAUCCCACAUUUCUGACUCGAUAAAACUCACUCAGGACAGAAUGAACCCAGACUCCCUGGACUCAUCCAUCCAGAGCUCUCUCUCUGCUCUCUACCCUCCAUUUGAGGCCACAGCUCCUGCCAUCCUCAGCCAACUAUUACAUGUCAUUGAUGGUCGUUAUGGCGGCAAUUCCCUUCAGUGCCUAAUUGACUUCCUGAUCCCAGCCAGGCGAGUCCUGGAGAGGGUGCGCCAGGCGGCUUGUGUGCCAUAUUCAGACUUGGUGUUCCAUUGUUCGGGCUGGCCUCUGUGCCUGUAUGACCACAUUGUAAUCCAUCUCGCUCCCAUCAACCCACUACUGCUCUCGUUUGAAGACUUUUACCUACAGGUGGUGCCGUUUGAGAAGCAAACGGCCCGUAUUGUGGUUCGGAGCCUGUUGGAAGAGGAUCAGCAUGAUUUGGAGGAAACUCCAGUGCCAGAGAACUCAUUUAGCCAUAUUUUCUCCCAGGACUGGCUAAAAGAACUCAACGUAGGCAGGCAUGGAAGGCUGCUCAGUCACUGUGUGCUGGCUACUGAGCAGUGCAUAGUGAAGGUACCUUGGGAUCAAGUGGCCUACCCAGAGUUUGAGGAUCAGCCACAAUACAUGGAUUCUUCUGGUACCUAUAAUCAAAAGGAGUCUUCGAAAGGACCUUCCUGGCAGGGUUAUUCGGUUGAGACCAGGAUAUUUCCUGCGAAGGAUGGUAUUGCAGUGUCUUUGUGCUUGGUAGACAGCUCCAGACAGAGUGAGAUGAAUCAAGCCAUGCCUGAGAUGAAGCCACUUGGCUGGGUGUCUCCUAAUACCUGGGACAGUCGCAGUAAAGGAUGUUUUGUGGAUGAGUAUGUAAAUGAUGUGGAUCUUACCAAAGGAAAGGUUGAUUUAGGAGACUCUCAGACAUGCGCUCAAGCUAAAACUUGUCUGCUAAGGACGCAUAGGGUCACGGCUCCUAUUGGCCACGAUCAUACUGCCCAUGAUCGCCCCACCUGUGGACGUACUGUAAGGUUUGCAGAGCAGCCUUGCACUCCUUGCCUGAGGAGGAAGCAUGGACAGGGGACCAAGAACCAAGAAUGCCGAUACAAGGAGUAUUGCAGGGAAGAACAAUGUUCUGUUAGAGUUGAAAACAGGCAAAAAGAACCAAUUCUCUCUGAGAGAACAGCGAGGAUGGAGCAUCUCCACAGACCAGUUCAGAAACAGUUUCCACAGAUUCAGUCUAUAAAUAAUAACUCCAAUGAAAAUCAUAGAAAAGUUCCUGAUAAUUUUCAGGGUAUCUUUGCAGACUUGACAGAACUGAACGAAGGAACCAUCACCUGUAUCACCCCGACUGUGGUUGAAACAGAAUCAGAGAAGUGUCACAUUGUUGUCCAAGGAUAUCCCAGUGAGGGAAAAACAAACGGCAAAACCGAAAUGAUCCCAAAAUUACAUGUAGCUCAUGGAAAAAAGACCACUACUUGUGGACUUGUUUCUCCAAAGUUAAACAGACGAAAGCCACCUAUGAAAGAAGAAGCUCAAGACCAUAAAAAUCUUCCCCUUCUUGCUAAGGGACUUUGCACAAAAAAAACGGUAUCCUCAUUAAACUGCACUGAUCUAAAAAAGCCUGGAAUGACAUCACCAUUCCCAGCUCCAUCGAAACCAGAGACCAGCCUUCUGCAAGCAGGACUUUCGUGCCUCACAGGUGGCAGAGAUCGAUCAAACAGAGUAGUAGUGGAGGUUUAUGGUGAUCACCAACACUGGGGGUCUCCUCUGCUGUCCAUCUCAGCACUCUCUAAUCUUCUGCUUUAUUUCCACACCAUCAUUAGGAAGGAGGAAAAAGAGUUUGGAAUGACGAUUGUGUACGACAGCCGCAAGAUACCGCCACACUCAGAAUUCUUUGAAGCUCUGCAGAUGGUGCAAGAGCUGGAUCCAAAAGCUAUCCACUCUGUACUACUGUUGAUCAGUAAGGAGAAAAAUUACCACCCCGGGACAUACCCUGGAGACAUGGAGGUUGUGACAUCCCUCAAAGGUCUUCACAGAUAUAUAGAGUACAGCCAGCUGAGCCCGACCUUGGAAGGCACUUUUCUUUACAGUCACAGAAACUGGCUGCACCUCCAUCAAGAACUGUAUCCAUUUGUGUUGGCUCUGACGGAAGCAACUAAUUUGCUUCUAGAAGCCAUAGGGAAGUUAGAAGUUGUCCAUAAAAGAGACACUGUUCAGGAUGUACAGCAAUGCAUUAAUGACCAAAGAGAUCUAAUGAAGGAUGUCCUUGAAGACACCCAAUUGGUUACCUUACAAAGGGAAGGCGGAGCCUUGUUGGCCAGGUUGAGAUCGGAGAGCGAUGUAGGAGCAGCACACUACGAGGCGAGCUGUAAGGUCAUGGACACUGUGGAUUCCCUUUACAAUGAGGUAGAGGAGCACGUCCAUGUGCUGGUGAGAAGGUCCAACAUGUCAUUCCAACACCUUGGCUUCUUGCUACAGCUCAGGAAGAUGGAGUCAAGAUUUCUGGAGAUAAAGGACUGGUUUGAUGUUGAGGGAGAGAGACGAAUACUUGAGGCUGAAUCUGCAGAGGAACCAUGCAGGAGCUUUGAAGAGAUUCUCCAAUGCUUAAGCAUUGUCCUCGCUGAAGCUAAUGAACACAAGCUUCAGGCAAUGAUGUUACUAAAUGAAGCAGAAAGCAUCCAGGGACCAAACUAUCCUGAGUCAGAAGUGUUCCACAUAAUGAUAUCUACAUUCAAAUCCAACUUGUCUGAAUUCUUAUCUCAAACAGAGCAGUACUGUGAUGAGAUGGACACUAUGCUAAAUUUGUGCCACUUCUGUGAGAGGGCAACUGAGGUGGCUGUAGGUUGCUCUCAGCAGUUGGAACAAGAAAGACUGCAGUGCAUGAAUCAUCAAGAGAAAUGGGUUGCUCUUCAGGGAUGCCAUGAAAAGCUGAGCCAGUUUUCCCCAGAACUCUUCCAGGAGGCAAAGACCCAGGCCUGCUUUCUGCAUAACCCCUGGGGGCUGAAGGUGUGGAACAUGACUUGGCUAAGGUGUCAGGAGGUCAGUCAGCAGCUGGAGGACACCCUGCAGGAGUUGGAGCAAGACCAACGUCCUUCAGUACCUGUAUCUUUACAGUAUGAAUGGCAUGGUAAUGCAGGACAGGAGAGCACUGAUGGAGGGCCAAUGCUUCCACAGCCUGACACACAGCAGAAGCCACUUGAAUGCCCAGAUGUCAAGGCCAGGCAGAACCGUGACAGCAUCAAUGGCACGGUGACCUGCUUCAACAUCAGUUUCAGGCAAUCCCGUAAAGGACGUAAAGGGUCCAAAAUGACUCCAGUUGCAGAUACUGACCAGACCUCACCCAGAAAAACAACUCAUGACCACAUCCAGACAACAGUUGCAGGCUCAGACACAGUUGGUUGCCAGUGGUUCAAUUGGCACCACAACUCAAAUAAAUACACUAAGGAGGACUCUUCUUCAGCCUCCAGUUCCUCCAAGAUUCAGAUCUUACCAUCUACCUUCACUGAAUCUAAAGCUUCACCACCCAUCUGCUCCACUUCCCAAAUCUCAGGACCUACCUGCUCUGGAACUCAGACCUCGGUGCUGCAAAACCCGGUACCACUUUCUGAUAGCUUCUUUUUGGAAACUUUGGGCUGUGAGGCAAGGCACUCUGAAAAUACCUCCCACUCUGAAGAGACUGCUAGUUGGAGGAAUGACGCAACAAACACCCUGUCAAGUCGUGGCAUGGAAAGCAACACUAUGAAGCAGCAAUGUAUCCUGGAGGAAUUGUUACUGACAGAGCUGGAGUAUGUAAGAUCUCUGGGUUACAUCCUGACUCAUUACCUCCCCCUGCUGGCACGGCCAGACGUGCCUCCAGACCUGAGAGGCCAACGUGGAAGGAUCUUUGGGAACCUAGAGAAACUAUAUGACUUCCAUCGCCAUUACUUCCUGCAGGAGCUUGAGGCUUGCCGGGCAGAACCACUUCGGGUGGGCCGCUGCUUCCUCAGACAUAGAGAGAAUUUCGGGCUGUAUGCUCUCUACAGCAAGAACAAGCCUCAGUCAGACGCUCUGAUCCAACAGCAUAAGUUCUUCAAGUGUAAGCAGCUGGAGCUGGGAGACAGCAUGGAUCUAUCCUCCUACCUGCUGAAGCCAGUACAGAGGAUCAGUAAGUAUAGUCUGCUGCUGCAGGAGAUGCUGGAGGAAUGUGGAGCAGCAAAUAACGCAGAGCACCUGGAGAUCCAGGGUGCUGCUGAGGUGGUCCGAUUCCAGCUACGCCAUGGAAAUGACCUGCUCACCAUGGACGCCAUCCAGGACUGUGACGUGAACUUGCAGGAACAAGGCCAGUUAAUUCGGCAAGACGAGCUCUAUGUGAUGUUUCGCAAGAAGCGUGCACUGCGGCGAGUGUUUCUGUUCCAGGACCUUAUUCUCUUCACCAAGACAAAGAAAACGCACUGUGGAGAUGACGUGUAUGUCUACAAACAGUCUUUCAAGACUUGUGACAUUGGACUAACCCAGAACUGUGGACAAACUGGCUUGUGCUUUGAGAUCUGGUUCAGAAGACGAAGAGCCCAGGACACGUAUACGCUUCAGGCAGAGAGACAGGACAUGAAAGAGGCGUGGACUGCAGACCUGGAGCGCAUUCUGUGGGAACAGGCCCUGAAGAACAGAGAGUUGCGGAGACAGGAGCAGGUGUUUAUGGGAAUGGGUAGUAAACCUUUCAUGAAGAUUCAACCUAGUGAAGCAGCUGUCCAUGACCGAACCAUCACCUGCUUCCUGCAAGAAGGAGAGCUCGAAGGAUUAAAAUCGCCAAAUCGCACCGCACCCAAACUUCAGAGUGAAGCACAGCUGCCAAGGCCAGAAUCGAUCGGCUCAACUUCAGGCAGCCAAUCGUCUUCUUCCUCUGGACGAGGAUCUUUGUCCCCUAGCGGUUUCCGUGAAAACCAGGCGCAUGAAAACAGCCACAGAGCUCAAAUACCUCAGAUCAGCCAUCAGAACAAUAGACAUGUGAGCACAGAGUCUCCUGGUCGAUUCGGAUCACGUGAGGGUGGUACCUCGGGUUCCUGCAGUGCUACAGGAGGGAGGUUUACGGUGCCUGCUGGUACCCAGCUGCAGCACACGUUACCUGCUCUAUCCAGAAAACAAGGCCUCAGUAGCACCGCACAUAAAAUACAUGCCUCAUAUUUUACAGAAGGUUAGAGAAUGGGAUUUGCUCAUUGCUUACCGAUGCUGGUAUGGGGUUUUUUUUUUGUUUUUUUUUUAAACAAACUAUAUUACAUACAACUUCCAUACAGGAUGCCUGUUCCAGUAAUUCACUUCUUCACUAGGAACCAAAAACCACCAAAUCUUUCUAAAUAAACAUUCUGCUUAUGCCUAUUCGUUUAUUUUGGCACCAAAAUCUCAUGUCAACGUAGCCUUUGAGACACAACCAUAGCUGUAUAAACUAUCAAAAUAAGUAAAUAAAUAAAUAAUCCUCCAAAGCCUAAAUGGAUAUGAUGUUAAAACAGAGCACUACAAAAUUAUUGGUAUCCUUUAUUUUAAAAAUAUUGACAUUAUUAGACGAAAUAAAAAUCUCACACAAUAAUUCAAAUCAAACAGGAGAGAUGAGUUACCUUUCCUUUUUAUUAUUAUUAUUUUUUUGCAAAAAUCUUGGCACCC